UCCACCUCCCACCUCUCCUAGAUCUCCCGAGCAGCAGCAGCCGCUGCUGCCCUGUGGCCCUCGAGCCUCCUCCUGCGGCUCCCGUCCCCUUCUCCUGCGGCUAAGCGGUGCAAACGUGCACACGCCUAGUAGCAGCCUGAGGUCAUUCCGCCUGGCGUCGGUGCCAGCGUCCGCCCCAGCACUGGCCACCAAUGCUGGGGCCGCACACCCAUUUGCCCUACCCCUCAUGCCGCGCGCUGCACGUGCUCGGGUCGGGCCCGACUCCGGAUCCAGGUCCAUGAGGGGUGCUAGCGCCUCCCCCGCGCCUCCAGCGAGGCGUAGUGCCGCCGCCACUUCCGCCGCGUCGAACGCCGACCAGCCGCCGCCAUGGAGCUAUCGCCCAGCUGUCGGCCCCUGGACGUGCCUCGUGGUGCCGCUGAGACACCAGCGCCACCGUUCACCACCCAGUCGACCUUGCCGUCAAUUUCUUCGACACCUUCCUUCCCUCCCCCAUUCCAUGAGCACUGGAUGCGCUAAUUCUCUUCAUGUGCAGGUACUACAGUGAUGGAACCAUCUUGGAAUCCCAGGAAUCAGGUGCCACCACCAAGUGCAGCCACUACUCGAUCAGCCAUACAGAUGUUGAUGCUCUUUUCCUUGGACAUGCUCUUUUUGUCCUCAACGCAUUGCCUAUGAGCAAGAGUGAAAUAAGAGGAAAACACGACGAAGACGCCAUGCAACUACGCAGAAGAUCGCGUUCGGUAUCACACCCUUACAAGGAGGGCCGACCUAGUAGAGCAAACGUGGGCGCCAAGGAAGAUGCACAUCAUGGUCAACAUCAAGCCCACAUGUCAGCCUGCCAGAGAAGGAUAAGCACGAGGGGACACUAGGUGGGGUCGGUCGACCCUUAGGGUCGGCCGAACCUGGCCUGAAUCCCGUCUAGGUGCACUUCGGGUAGGAGUAGCCGCCACGUCUCCUGAUCACCUUCCAUAUGUGCAUUUGGUGGGAACCGACCUCCAACGGUAUAAAUAGGGCCUCUCCACCCCCCUCUCAACACACACACACACCAUUUCACACCUACUCUCUCUCAAGGUUCUCUCUUGCUCUUAGUGUAGGGUAGUGGAACUAGGCUAGUUUUCCUUUAGCGAAUCAAAUCGUCCUCGGAGUUGUUGAGCGAUCCUCGACUCUCGGUAUGGCUUUGUAUUUUUUCUGUCGGUACUCUAUUCAUAAUAUAGAGCUUGAUCAUGGUUGCUUUACUA
Messenger RNA from Panicum virgatum (switchgrass), 1235 nucleotides. RefSeq lists its product as uncharacterized. NCBI's taxonomy places the organism in Eukaryota, Viridiplantae, Streptophyta, Magnoliopsida, Poales, Poaceae. The coding region runs from base 525 to 866 and encodes 113 amino acids. The record is from RefSeq and is a predicted model, not a curated record. The transcript has 3 exons.